UUUUCAUUUCAACUGAUUGAUUAGGUAAGAAAGAAGUUGUUCUUCUUAUUUCAAGGAAUCACAAGCUUCAGGUGUAUCGUCGGAAUUAUACCUACAACAUAUCAAUCUACUAGGCACCAAUGGCAGUGGCGAUCGAUUCGGAGAUGGGAUUUGCCGAUUGACAUUUGAGUUCGCAUGUCGGUCAUUUCCAAAAACUCUCCUCAGUUGUGAAUCUGUCAAAGUGUUCUCCAUUCCUGCCGCAUUUUCCCCAGCAACCUAUCAGUCGAAUAAUGUUUCUCAUGUCUUAAUUUUUUCCUUUUUCAUCUCUAGUAAACAGUUCGAUAAACACAAAAAAAUGUCUCUCGAAGAAAAAUUUGCUGGUCUAUCCAUGGACGAUGUCUCCUCCAUUGUCGACACCGUAAAAGCCGACGGUGUUGUGAAAUCGGGACUGGCAGACAGUGUGGCCACAUUAUCGGCGAGAUGCGCCUCCAAGGAUGAAGCCGAGGCCUUGGCUGCCUUGAAAGUUGUCAAAGAGUUGGCCGAAACUGUUCCCACCGCACUCCCUUUCGUAAAGGACUGCUUGGGAGCCUGCCUCGGACAAGCCAUUGCCAAGAGCAAGGAUGUCACUGCCGCCACGAAAGAAACUGCGUUCGCCAUCUGCAAAAACACCACUCCAUUCGCUAUCAAGUCACUCCUUCCUAUCAUCUUCGCAUGCCUUCCCGUUGAGAAGAAGUGGCAAAUUCGUGAGCUUGCCCUCCAAUGUCUUGGCCUCUUCAAGGAUGUCGCUCCUAAGCAGCUUGCCGACUCUCUUCCACUUGUCGUACCCGAGGUGACCGCUUGUAUGUGGGACACAAAGAAACAAGUGAAGAAAGCAUCUACUGAAACCAUGAAGAGUGCUCUUGAAGUCAUUGGAAAUCGUGAUAUCGAACACAUGACCGGAAAGAUUUUGACCGCCAUCACGAAGCCUAAGGAAGUUCCCGAAAUCAUGCACGUCAUGGCCGGAGUAACUUUCGUCCAAUCGGUAGAAUCCCCGGCAUUAGCUAUGGUUGUUCCUUUGUUGUUGCGAGGACUUCGUGAAAAGUCUACCGCCACGAAGCGUCAAGCAGCUGUUAUUAUCGACAACAUGUCCAAGCUUGUGGACAAUCCCCUCGAUGCUGCUCCUUUCCUGCCGCUUCUGUUGCCUGCGUUGGAGACAAACGCUGAGUCGAUUGCUGACCCCGAGGCCCGUUCCGUCACGGAAACUGCUGUAGCACAAUUGAACCGUCUCAAGGGAUUGGCCGAAAAGCACGCUGCCAUCCGUGGAGAUGUCAGCAAGACCGAAGAACUCUUUUUGGAAAAGUUCGGCUGCAAGGAUGCCGCCGGAGGAAAGUUGGAGCUCAUCAAAUAUUUGUGCACUAUCUCCACUACUCUGAUGGACUUAAAAUACAUGGAAGAUCUGCAGUGGGCAAAGAAUCUUUCCACCUAUGCCACCAUCUACUUCGACAAGGACACAUCCGAGAAAGUUAUCGAAGAGGUCCGUGUCGAGUGUGAGAAGAGCAUGGAAAUCCCUGAUGACGAUGACGACGACGAUGAUGCCGAAGAACUGUGCAACUGUACGUUCACAUUGGCCUACGGUACGAAGAUUCUUCUCCACAAUACCAAGAUGAAGCUUCUUCGGGGUAGAAACUACGGACUUCUCGGACCAAAUGAUUGUGGAAAGACCACUCUCAUGAGAUCUAUUGCGAACAACCAGGUCGAAGGUUUCCCUGAUGUUUCCCAAGUCAAGACCGUUUUCGUCGAAGCUGAUAUUCAAGGAGAACAAUCUCACUUGUCAUGCGUCGACUACGUCGCUAUCGAUCCUUCUAUCGCUGCACUUGGCAUCGAAAAGGACAAAAUCCGUGAGGUUCUUGGAACCGUCGGCUUCACGGAUGAUGGUAAGGCCAAGCCUGACCACGCUGUAUCUACCCUCAGUGGUGGAUGGCGUAUGAAACUUGCUUUGGCCCGUGCUAUGCUUCAAAACGCUGAUAUCCUCCUUUUGGAUGAGCCUACCAACCACUUGGAUGUCAUUAACGUCGCUUGGGUUAAGACAUACCUCAACUCACUCCCCAAUGUCACAUGCAUCAUGGUCAGUCACGACACUGGAUUACUCAAUGAUUGCUGUACUAACAUCCUCAAAUUCGAGAACUUGAAGUUGAGAUCCUUUAAGGGUAACCUUGAUGAGUUCGUGAAGGUUGAUCCUUCUGCUCGCUCCUUCUUCUCUUUGAAGGCAUCAAAGCUCAAGAUGUCGUUCCCUCCUCCUGGCCCUAUUGAAGGAGUCAAAUCCAAGGGUAAGGCUCUCAUGAAGAUGGGUAACUGUACUUUCACUUACCCAGGAAACACAAAGCCCACCCUUUACAACAUCACUGUUCAGGUUUCUUUGAGCUCUCGUGUAGCCUGUAUUGGAGAGAACGGUGCCGGAAAAUCCACCAUGAUCAAGCUUCUUGUUGGAGAAAUUGCUCCACAAGAAGGUGAUGUAUGGAAACACCCUAACGCACGUGUUGCCUACGUUGCCCAACACGCCUUCCAUCACAUCGAAGAUCACUUGAACAAGACUCCCAAUGAGUACAUUCGAUGGCGUUUCGCUAACGGUGGAGAGGAUAAGGAAUCCCUGGUCAAGGUCACCUUGCAAUUCACCGAAGCUGAACUUGCACUCCAGAAGAAGCCAUUUGAACUCACCUUUGUUGAUGAGGACUCUGGAAAGAUCACCAAGGUCAAGAAGGUCGUCUCCGAGCUUGUUGGAGGACGAAAGAUGAACAAGAGCAAGGAAUACGAGUAUGAAGUCAAGUAUGCCGGAUCAACCGUGGAUUCCGGCGAGUUCUUAGGCGCCAAGGUUUUGAAGAAGAUGGGAUGGGAAAAGGCCAUGAAGGGAGUCGAUCUCAAGCUUGCCCAGUUGGCUGGUAUGUUCGUGAAGCCACUGUCUGCGAAGAAUGUCGAAUCCCACUUGAACGGUUGUGGUCUUGCGCCUGAGUUCGGAACCCACUACCGUAUGUCUGCCCUCUCUGGAGGACAGAAGGUGAAGGUUGUCAUCGCAGCAGCCAUGUGGAUGCAGCCCCACAUUGUCAUCCUUGACGAACCCACAAACUACCUUGAUCGUGAAUCUUUGGGAGGACUUGCUCAUGCCAUUGAAACAUUUGAGGGAGGUGUUAUCAUUAUUUCGCACAACAACGAAUUCGUUUCUACUCUUUGUCCUGAGACCUGGGUCAUGGACGCCGGUCACCUCGAGACGAAGGGUGAUGCCGAUUGGAUGCUUAAGCAGGACACCAAGAUUGAUGAUCAACAGCAACUCCAAGAAAUGACUGAUGCCGCAGGAAACAAGGUCGAAGUCCAAACAGGUCCGAAGAAGCUUUCCAAGAAGGAAGAGAAGGCCCUGGUCAAGAGAAUUAAGAAGAAGAUCAAGGAUGGUAUCGAUCUUGAUACCGAUGAAGAAGAAUUGGCCUUCGAGAAGGAUCUUCUGUAAAUCUCUUCUCCAUAUCUGGGGACUCGGUACUAGACAUAAAUUUUAAACACCAUC
This is a messenger RNA of Pseudo-nitzschia multistriata, 3508 nucleotides long. Lineage: Eukaryota; Bacillariophyta; Bacillariophyceae; Bacillariales; Bacillariaceae. The record is from the annotation of a GenBank genome assembly.